AACAAACACUAUUUAAGGAGGACAAGAGGGUUACUUUUUUUUUCCAAAGGAGAAGGACACCUACCUUUUCCAGGAGUGAUUUGAUUCAUCAUUGUUUUGUGAGUUGAGAACAAGUGUCUGGAUUUCUACUUGGAAAUCAUUCAACUGGGCAUUACACAGGCCUAUUGUGUGCACUUAUUUAUAACUGGAGCCCGUUCCCCAUCGCUCUCCCUAGGGUUUGUUUGUGUGUGUGUGGGUGUUUGUGUGUGUGUGAGACAGAAAGGCAACGAACUCUGGGGGUGUUAGUGUGCACGUGCUAAACCAUUGCACUGCAAAGGGAGUGAUCCCUCGUUUAUCUGGUAUCAUCCCUCACUCUCCUUGUUUAUCUAUCGUCCCUCACUCUCAACCCUUUGUUCUGAGAUUAAUCAUGGCCUCCUUUAAGACGUGGCUCUUGGGACUGUUCCUAGCCCUGCUCUGCACCUUCCAGACCCCUCUUGCCCCUGGCGUCAAGGCUCAAGACCUGCCGCUGGCCCACCAACAGGAUGUAGUAGCUGAUGACGAGGGGGAGCAUGCAGCGGAGGUAGGGGGAGAUGACGACGAUGACGAUGACGAUGAUGAUGAUGAUAAUGAUGGGGACAGUAAAGAGGACGAUGCGGAUGAUGACGAUGAUGAUGACGAUGAUGAUGACAAUGAUGACGAUGAUGAUGAUGAUGACGACGACGAUGAUGAUGACGAUGAUGAUGACAAUGAUGACGACGAUGAUGAUGACGACGAUGAUGAUGACAAUGAUGACGAUGAUGAUGACAAUGAUGAUGACGAUGACGACGAUGACGACGAUGAUGAUGAUGAUGAUGACGACGACGACAACGAUGAUGAUGAUCAUGAUGAUGAUGAUGACGAUGAUGACGACGAUGACAAAGAUGAUGAUGAUGAUGAUGACGACGAUGACAAAGAUGACGACGAUGAUGAUGAUGAUGAUGAUGAGGAUGAUGAUGACGACGACGACGAUGACGACGACGAUGAUGACGAUGACGACGACGACGAUGACGACGACGACGAUGAUGACCACACAGAGGCUGACGGUAAUAACGACGAUGAUGAUGAUGUGCCGGCUGCAGCUGAUGAUAAUGACGAUAAUGACGACGAUGAUGAUGAUGAUGAUGAUGAUGAUGAUGAUGAUGACGACGAUGAUGACGAUGAUGAUGAAGAGGAGGAAGAUGACGGUGAACUGUAUCACAAAGGAUCCCUCUGUUCAUACUGUGAAUACUGUGAGCACUGUGACACCUGCGACAAGUGCCCAUGUGCAGAGGGAGAUGAGUCUAAGCACUGUGACACCUGCCAGAUCUGCAACUUCUGCUACGUGUGUCCCGUUUGCAGCACUCUUUGCCAACCAGGUGGUUUUCUGGACGAGCUGACUGGAUCAAUCUAUAAGACUGUAGCCGACGUCUUCGAAGCUGACAAAUAAGCUCCCUGCCGCCACCAUGUGGCCAAGGAAGAUACUGCAACCAAGGGAUUGUAUUCACUGUCAUUAUUUUCACUUUUAAUAAGUUAUAAGUUAUUUUUCUGUCUUUUUUGUUGUUGACUGAGAACACCACAAACAUGCACACUGGAUAUAGAGAUAUUGGAUAUAUUGGAUACACAUAUUGGAUAUAAUGGAUAGCCUAUAGAAGUUGUAAUUGAGCUAUUUGUGUAUAAUUGUUAGAUGACAGGUUCAUGGUAUUCUUCUCAGGAACAUGCAUUCAUAUUUUAAAGUCAUAUCUGUGUUUCUUAAACACAGUGGGGUUGUAUGAAAUAAACUAAAAGGGGACGUUUUAAACAUUUGUGCUGUAAUGUUUUUAUGUGCACUGUCAUAUCAAAUGGAAAAUGCAGCUAGAAUUAGGUUAUAAUAGAACAAAGUAUAUUGGCAGAUAUGAGCAAACAUGGGGUAUUUUAUCGUUUCAGCUUCAAUUGGAAGAUUCAUAUUUUGUAAUGGGGAAUAUAAGCAUAGAGUGUAAAUUGUUGACUGUCAUUGAGUAGAAUUUACAGUAUAUACUGAACAAAAUAUAAAUGCAACAUGUUGGUGCCAUGUUUCAUGAGCUAAAAUAAAUUAUCCCAGAAAUGUUACAUACGCACAAAAA
This is a messenger RNA of Salvelinus namaycush (lake trout), 2096 nucleotides long. Its product is annotated as serine-aspartate repeat-containing protein F. Lineage: Eukaryota; Metazoa; Chordata; Actinopteri; Salmoniformes; Salmonidae. Gene Ontology annotation, molecular function: calcium ion binding. The coding region runs from base 407 to 1444 and encodes 345 amino acids. The record is from RefSeq and is a predicted model, not a curated record. The transcript is spliced from 6 exons.